This is a messenger RNA of Herpailurus yagouaroundi (jaguarundi), 2001 nucleotides long. Its product is annotated as serine protease 44-like. Bases 459 to 1574 code for a protein of 371 amino acids. NCBI's taxonomy places the organism in Eukaryota, Metazoa, Chordata, Mammalia, Carnivora, Felidae. Gene Ontology annotation, molecular function: serine-type endopeptidase activity. Gene Ontology annotation, biological process: proteolysis. The transcript has 5 exons. The record is from RefSeq and is a predicted model, not a curated record.
AGUCGGACGCCCAGCCGACUGAGCCACCCAGGCGCCCCUAGGUGGAGGUUGAUUUUUAAAAGGUGGCACUGCCAUCUCUAAGGCGGUGGUGGGUGCCGUUGAGGGCAGCGUGUCCGUAUCCGCUGAGCAGUCCUGAUCUUGACCGUGAACCCGCGGGGGAGGAGGAGCGGCGAGGCGCGCUGCACGCCGGGCGCGGGGCUGCAGGUGCGUGGCUGCGGGGUCAGCGGUGGCACCCUGUGGCGGGCCCAAGGCCCGGGCCCCAAGUGCCCGGGAGGCUCGCAAAGUCGGGACGAAAAGCCUCCCCGAGUCACGACUCCGCGGCCUGCGCCACCCGUCAGGCCACCCAGCGGGCGCGGCGGGACCCUGAUCUCCGCGGAACGCGGUUUCCCGCCAACGCGAGGGCAGGGCCGCCAGCCGCCGCGAGGGGGCGCUGCGAGAGGCGCGGCGCCGGCGGGCCCAUGGCGUCCCCGGGUGGUGGCUCCCUCGGCCUCUUGCUCUGGCUCCUGCUCUUCCAGCCGCCGCUCGGUGGGGCGCAGGGCGGGUCGGCGCCGUCCCCACCCUCCCCAUCCCCCUCCGGGGGCGGCCGCGAGGACCGCCGCGAGAGCGUGUCGAGGGUUGCAGGAUCUUCUGCGACCCCCGUGCCCCAAGAGGCUGCCACUUCCCCACAGAUGGCGGCGGUCACCCCAGUUGACCCUGGUUCCUACAGGGCUGCGGCCAUUCCUCAGCCAGCGGCAAGGUCGCUGUUUCCUGCAGGAUGUGGCCACAGGUCUAUGAGGAUAGUUGGUGGAAUACCCGCCCCAGAGAGGAAGUGGCCCUGGCAGGUGAGCCUGCAGAUCAAGGAUAAACACACGUGCGGAGGCUCCCUCAUUGCCAGCCGGUGGGUGCUGACCGCUGCCCACUGCAUACUUGGCCACGUGGAGUACACCGUGAAGAUGGGAGACGUCCACGUGAACCAUACCUCCAGGAUGGCCAUCCAGGUGCCGGUCCGGGACAUCGUUAUUCACAAAUAUUACAAUCCUGUUGGAAGCAUUGAGAAUGACAUUGCCCUCAUCCUGCUGGAGUUCCCUGUGAAUUUUUCCUCUCACAUCCAGCCCGUGUGCCUCCCUGAAAAGAUGUUCAUGGUGGAAGCUGGUAUGGAGUGCUGGGUGACUGGAUGGGGAAAACGAAAAGAAACAGAUAAACCCGAAGAUGCUCCGGAACAACUUCAGGAGGCCAAGCUAAACGUUGUACGUUACGAGGAGUGCAAUAGGGCACUCAAGGAACAGAUGGAAAGUGGUAGUGACUUAGUGAAAAAAGGGGCUGUCUGUGGUUACAGUUCCCGAGGAAAGGACACCUGCCAGGGAGAUUCUGGGGGCCCCAUGGCCUGUGAAUUUAAUGAAACAUGGGUCCAGGUGGGGAUUGUGAGCUGGGGCUUUGGCUGUGGUCGCAGAAAUUUUCCCGGAGUUUAUACAGAAGUUAGUUUCUACAAGGACUGGGUCAUUGAUCACUUGAGUCAGGCUUGCUGUUGGGACUCAGCAGACUUCUUCAUACUUCUGUGCGUGGUGCUGCCCCUGGGCAUCCUGGUGGCCCCGUGAUCACCCCUGCCCACUCCCCUCCUGUUUCUGACUCUCACACGAGGCCCCUCCUCUUCAUUGCCCUUUCCUCCAAUGCUGGUUGGGAUCCACUGACCCCAUAGAGAGCUACCCAGUAGAGAGUGGCAGUAAGCCCGGAGCCCUGAAAGUGUCCCAGCCUGAUGCCCCAGUCACCUGCCUCGGCCACACCCACACCUUGGCUGUGCUCUGCCUGCUGGGAAGGAGGCAGCCGACCUGCCAGCUGGAGCCCGGUGCUUCCCUGACGCCUUGGAGAGCCUCUUCCAAAGAAGAGACCUCAUGAGCAGUGAGACAGCAUUCGACGUGGCUGUGGUCUCAGGCUUUCACCUGACAGUGAGCUUGGUGAUCGUGCAGAGAGAGCCAGGCGGUGUCACCAGGGCCCUGCUGAGGUCUGAGGCCUGGGGGUUCCACC